GCAACAACCCAUUUUUUUUCGACGGCGUAAGAAUUUCCACCGCCGUAACGCCGUUGUUUUCUCCACGAAGCUUGAUUAGCUUAGGUUUUGAACACUGAUGUCAAACACAUUGAAAGAGUCAAGAGAGGAUAAUACAGAUUCUGUUGGUCAGAUGAGGGAAGAUAAUGAGUAUGUUCGGCUUGUUGUUGCUCAUGAAGCCUCCGCAGCUGAAACUGUGUUGUCUCUAUCGCAAUCAGAGGUGCAGAGUAAGAAAUUUAUGUGGUGGUUGAAAGCUUUGGGGAUAUUUGCAGUUGCUCUCUUGCUUACGCUUGUUUUCGGCAAAUGGGGAGUUCCGUUUGUGUUCCAAAAGGUUCUUAUUCCAAUUUUGCAAUGGGAAGCAACUGCGUUUGGCCGUCCUAUGCUCGCGAUUGUCCUUGUUGUUUCCUUGGCUUUGUUCCCUGUGUUCUUGAUACCUUCUGGUCCUUCCAUGUGGUUAGCUGGGAUGAUUUUUGGUUAUGGUCUCGGUUUUGUUAUAAUCAUGGUUGGAACCACCAUUGGCAUGGUCCUUCCUUACCUAAUCGGGCUAAUGUUCCGUGAUCGCCUCCAUCAAUGGUUAAAAAGGUGGCCUCGUCAAGCUGCUGUUCUUAGACUAGCUGCAGAAGGAAGCUGGUUCCAUCAAUUUAGAGUCGUGGCAAUCUUUCGGGUUUCCCCAUUUCCUUACACGAUUUUUAACUACGCAAUUGUUGUGACAAGCAUGAGAUUCUGGCCUUACUUCUUCGGAUCCAUAGCAGGAAUGAUACCAGAAGCUUUCAUCUACAUUUACAGUGGUCGGUUGAUCAGAACAUUCGCUGAUGUGCAAUACGGACAUCAACGUUUGACAACAGUGGAGAUUGUGUACAAUGUAAUCUCCUUAAUCAUUGCGGUUGUGACCACUGUAGCUUUCACUGUCUACGCGAAAAGAGCUUUGAAAGAGCUUCAAAACGCAGAAGCUAAUGAAGAUGAAGAAGUUCCGGCGAAGUUGAAGCUCUACUCUUACUGGAGAAGCUCGUGUGCUCAUCGCGUCCGUAUCGCUCUCACUUUAAAAGGGCUUGAUUAUGAAUAUAUACCAGUGAAUUUGCUCAAAGGGGAUCAAUCCGAUCCAGUUUAUCGUUUUGAUCCUCAAGAUUUCAAGAAGAUCAAUCCAAUGGGCACUGUACCAGCGCUUGUUGAUGGAAAUGUUGUGGUUAAUGAUUCUUUCGCAAUAAUAAUGUAUCUGGAUGAUAAGUAUCCUGAGCCACCGCUGUUACCAAGUGACCUCCAUAAACGCGCGGUAAAUUACCAGGCGACGAGUAUUGUCAUGUCUGGUAUACAACCUCAUCAAAACAUGGCUCUUUUUAGGUAUCUCGAGGAAAAGAUAAAUGCCGAGGAGAAAACUGCUUGGAUUACCAACGCUAUCACAAAAGGAUUCACAGCUCUCGAGAAUCUGUUGGUGAGUUGCGCUGGAAAAUACGCGACUGGUGAUGAAGUUUACUUGGCUGAUCUUUUUCUAGCACCACAAAUCCACGCAGCAUUCAACAGAUUCCAGAUUAACAUGGAACCAUACCCGACUCUUGCAAAGUUUUACGAGUCAUACAACGAACUGCCUGCAUUUCAAAAUGCAGUCCCAGAGAACCAGCCAGAUACUCCUUCCACCAUCUGAUUCUGCGAACCAUAAGCUUCUCUCAGCUCAAUAAAAAAAAACCUCAUAC
Molecule: messenger RNA, 1706 nt
Organism: Arabidopsis arenosa
Lineage: Eukaryota; Viridiplantae; Streptophyta; Magnoliopsida; Brassicales; Brassicaceae
Source: the annotation of a GenBank genome assembly